GCUUAUACUCGUCUACAGGUAAUAAAAAAGAACCAUGACUUGGCAGUUGUUGGAGUUGCAGAGAAUUUCCGAUCAUAUGUAUCAUUACAAACUAAAAGGAUUACUGAGUUUGACGUCGCUAUGGUUGGAUUUGAUGACAGGGCAAUACAUAUUCUGGAUCGACUGGUAGGAGGGAGAGAUCAACUGCAACUUAUUUCCAUCUUCGGGAUGCCCGGGCUUGGUAAGACUACUUUUGCGAAGAAAAUGUAUAAUCAUCCAUUAGUUAAUGAUAGAUUUGACAGAUGCUCAUGGUGCGUCGUUUCCCAAAUGUAUCAACGGAAACGUCUAUUAGCCGACAUUCUGAUAGGUUUAUCGAGUGAGUUUGACAAAGAUAUGAUCUUGAGUAUGGAUGAAGAAAUGUUAGUCGUACGCAUUUACCAAGGUUUGAAGGGAAGAAGAUAUCUAAUCGUGAUGGAUGAUAUAUGGGAUUUGAAGGCAUGGGACAAUGUGCUCAGAUGUUUCCCGGAUGAUGGGAAUGGAAGCCGAAUAUUGUUCACCAAUAGGAAUAAAGAUGUGGCCCCACCUAAUAGCCUAAUAUACCCACUUCCCACUUUGUCGAAUGAUCAAUGUUGGAAGCUCUUAGAAAAGAAGGUGUUCCACGAUGAACCGUGCCCUCUUGAACUGAAAGGAAUUGGAAGGCAAAUUGCAGAGAAUUGUCACGGGCUACCACUUGCAGUAGUUUUUUUGGCUGGAACUCUUUCGACUAUGGAUAGACAAGAAAAUACGUGGAAAGAAGUUGGAAAUGGUGUAGGCUCGUAUUUGUUUGAUGGUGGAGAUAAUUCCGCGAUGCAGAAGAUAUUGGAACUCAGCUACAGACAUCUACCAGAAUAUUUGAAACCAUGUUUUCUUUAUUUUGGAGUAUUUGUACAAUACAGAAAAAAUCAUGUUCGAAAGUUGAUUAGACUUUGGAUUGCUGAAGGAUUCAUACACAAGGGAGAGGGGAAGAGUGCAGAGAGUACAGGGGAGGAAUACUUAACGGAGCUAAUUGAUAAGAGCUUAGUCAUCGUCUCGAAAAGAAGAUCUAAUGGUGGAGUCAAAACGUGUAUGAUUCGUGACGAGGUGUAUGAAUUCUGCCGGAAUAUUUCUGAACAAGAAAACUUCCUCAAAGUUGCAAUUGUCCGCAACGACUACCCAAUAUAUUUAACGGGUCCUUUUGGAUGGCAUGCUCGCUCUUUUCAUUGUUUGCCUAUGGAAAAAAAAAUUUAUUUUGGCAACAUGGUACAACUUAGGGUUCUUGAUUUUGACUUGCAUCCUCCUCGUUCCAUGAUUGGAUUGGAAUAUCUUGUUCAAUUGAGAUACUUGGAAAUAACUGAUUUGCCGGGAUCGAUAGGCAGCCUUGUGAACCUAGAAUGUGUUAUUGUAACGAAUAAAACGGAAGUGGUUAUACCCUUGGUAGUUUUGGAAAUGAAGAGAUUGAAAUACAUUCUUUUAACCUAUGUAUCAUUUUUCAACCAAUAUAUCGACUGCCCUGAGAACAAUAAUAACAUACAGUUUCUUCGCAACGUUGGUAUUUACGGUCUCAACGAUGAAGAGAUCUUGAAAUGUUCCCCCCAUCUUCGCAAACUCAAGUGCGAAUGUGAACCAUAUUAUGACAAAGAGAAGGGAGCAUACCGAUACCCCGAUUUCCGCUUCUUCACCGAGCUCGAGUCGCUCAACCUCAAAUGCGUCAACAUGUAUCGAAAGUGGGUUGGCAUUAGCCUCCUCCCCGGUAUAAGAAAGUUGGUUCUUUCCGACUUAUGUUUGACUUGGGAAAUGUUGUCCGUAAUUGGAAGACUGCAAAAGCUUGAGGUUUUUAAAUUACGAUGCACGGCAGUUGAAGAAAGAAUAUGGGAGACAAGAGAAGGCGAAUUUCAGGAGCUAAGAGUAUUGAAACUCGAAGGAUUAGAACUUGCUGAAUGGAACGUGGGCUCUAGCGAGCAUUUUCCCAAGCUCCAACAAUUGGUGUUGCGUGAUUGCACCGAGCUGAAAGAGAUUCCUUGUGACGUCGGUGAAAUUGUGACGCUACAGUUGAUUGAGGUACGGGGGUUCUGCGAAAAGUCAUUGGUGAAAUCGGCUAUAAAAAUUAAAGAUGAACAAAGGGACAUUGGAAACGAAGAGUUUAGAGUCGUCAUAGCUCACAUUCGGCGACCGUGGCGACCGUUGUAACGUCCCAAUUAUUGGUAGUUGGUUGGCUCGUGAAUGAAAUUCUUGUUUUUUAAGGGUAGAAUGUAACUCUAUUAAUAGACAUGCAUUUAUAAUUGCUAACGGGAAAAUCACACUUUUUUGUCCUUCGGGUUUA
This is a messenger RNA of Erythranthe guttata (spotted monkey flower), 2317 nucleotides long. RefSeq names its product putative late blight resistance protein homolog R1A-3. Gene Ontology annotation, molecular function: ADP binding. Lineage: Eukaryota; Viridiplantae; Streptophyta; Magnoliopsida; Lamiales; Phrymaceae. The record is from RefSeq and is a predicted model, not a curated record. Gene Ontology annotation, biological process: defense response to other organism.